CUCUCUCUCUCUCUCUCUCUCUCCCCUCAACACUCCUCCCAAACCAACCGCUCUCGCGCCUCUUGAAGAUCCAGCAAAACCCUAGACACCGCCAAACCUCCAUCGGAGGUGAGAGAAGUCACUAUCAACCACCAAUCUUCUCCUCUUCUCUCACCUCGCUACCUCCGAUCCACCAACUCAGAGGUUGAACAGAGAUGGCGUCCCCGGCGGUGCAGCAGCAAGUAGCUCCUACUGCCGAUGUGGUUGGCAAUGCGUUUGUUCUUCAGUACUACCAUAUCUUGGAGCAGUCUCCUGAGCAUGUUUACCGAUUUUAUCAAGAUGAUAGUAAGUUUGGUCGCCCUGAGGAUAAUGGGAUGAUGAAGACUGUAACCACCAUGGAUAUAAUCAACAGGAAAAUAGUUGAGAAUGGGAAGCUCAGUGCAAAUGUUGUAACUGUGGAUGCUCAAGAAUCUUUCAAUAGGGGUGUAUUUGUCCUUGUGACUGGGUUUAUAAUUGGAAAGGACAAUUUGAGGAAAAAAUUUACCCAAAGCUUUUUCUUGGCACCACAAGAGAAAGGUGGCUUCUAUGUUUUGAAUGAUGUUUUCAGAUAUGUGGAUGAUUCCAUUCACCAAAAUACGGACCAUGGUUCAGUUGCUGAUGUUGAACCUCCUCUUACUUCGGAGCACGAUCCUUCUUUUCCAGACAGUCGUGUUUCUGAGCCUGUUACUGCUGUUUCUGAAGACGUCACUGUGGAGGAAGUAUAUAAUCCUCCUGAGAAUGGGGAAGUUCCAAUUGAAGUAGAGGAAAUUCCAGUACCUGAAGUUGUCGAUGAAAUCCCAGAUGAUUCAGAGGUAGUGACUGAAUCUGGAUACUCGGCACCGGUUGUGGCCAUGGUGGAAUCUGAGAAACCUGCAUCGGUGGUGGACGAUGCUAAAUACUCAGCAACUGUGGUGGCUGAAGCUGGACGUUCUGCACCGGUGGUGGCAGAAUCUGUACAUUCGGCACCGGUGGUGGUCGGAUCUACUCCUAAAUCAGAAGUGCCUAAGAAGUCAUAUGCCUCAAUUGUUAAGGUUAUGAAGGAGAGUGCUUUACCAUUUUCUACUCCUGCACAUGCUUCUGUGAGAGCUAUCCCAAAGCCCCAAGAGCAGCGGGUCAUUGCUGCUCCACAACCUGCUUCAAUUUCUGAAACAGUAGUUUCCAGCACAAAUGCUAAAGAAGAUGGGAACCAACCAGAGGCUGAAGUUGAAGGGCACUCUAUCUACAUCAAAGGUCUGCCUUUUAAUGCCACACCUGCUCUAAUAGAGAAUGAAUUCAAAAAAUUUGGACCCAUCAAGAACGGUGGUGUACAAGUUAGAACUCAAAAGGGCUUUGGUUUUGGGUUUGUGGAAUUUGAGGAUGCAAGUGCUGUACAAAGUGCACUAGAGGCUUCACCCAUCAUGAUUAAUGGACGCCAAGUUGUUGUUGAGGAAAAGAGAUCUACGAGUCGAGGGGGGAAUAGGGGAAGGUUUUCGUCUGGAAGGGGGAGUGGAUACAGGAAUGAAGGAUCUAAUGGGUACAGGAAUGAAGGAGCUAAUGGGUUCAGAAAUGAUGGACCUAAUGCUGGAUACCGAAAUGAUGCACCUAAUGGAUACCGGAGUGAGGGACCAAGAGGACGUGGAGGCUAUGGAGGUGGUAGAGGUUAUGGCCGCAGCGAAUUCAAGUCCGAAUUUGGAGGUAGGAAUACAGGUAGGGGAGGAUCAUCGGGCCGUGGAGGUGAUGGGUAUCAGAGGUCUGAGAAUGGUGGUCGAGUGAAUCGUGCUGGUGGGCCGACUGUUAAUGCAGCAGCCAAAAGUUCAGCUCCCCGGGUGUCUGCUUCUGCUUGAGAAAGUCUUGGCUUAAGUUGGUUAGUGGAUACAAAUGAUUUUUUUGGAAGUAUUUCAAUGGUGAAGUUGUUUGAUAGCAUAUUAAGAGGGCUGUUUCUGAUCUUUUGGGGGAUGUGAACCACCUAGUAUAAACCAUAGGAUUUUCUUUGACCAUUUUUUGUUUGCGGUUUUCAUACUUGAGCUGCUUUUUGGGUUUGAUAGUGGCCUAGAUUCCUGCAAGUACAUGUUUCCUGAUGAAUUGCUUGUGGCCUUGUGGGUCUCUAUUCUCUUUAUUUCGGAAGGAAGUGAGAAUUGUUUAGGUUAGUUAGCAAUUCGCCUUUUUGUUUAGGUUCUGCUGUACUCUUCGUGUUGUAGGUCUCUAUGAUUAUUCAAGUAAAUCUAAUGUCUGCGGAUGGUGUUAUCUUGUCAA
This is a messenger RNA of Rosa rugosa (rugosa rose), 2250 nucleotides long. RefSeq names its product nuclear transport factor 2. The transcript is spliced from 10 exons. The coding region runs from base 195 to 1841 and encodes 548 amino acids. The record is from RefSeq and is a predicted model, not a curated record. Gene Ontology annotation, molecular function: mRNA binding. NCBI's taxonomy places the organism in Eukaryota, Viridiplantae, Streptophyta, Magnoliopsida, Rosales, Rosaceae. Gene Ontology annotation, cellular component: ribonucleoprotein complex; cytosol.